AUGGCGACAGGCACGACGAAAAAGGUCUUAAUUCUCGGUGGCACUGGUAAGGUCGGCCGCCAGAUCACGAAGCUGUUUGCACGAACCUCGACACCGGUCUACCAAAGUUCUCGGAGCGGGGCCUCGACCACGGAGCCGGAUGCCGACAACAUCCAGCCGGUCGCGUUUAGCUGGGAGAAUGAGCAGACGUGGGCGGCGGCGCUCGACGUCGGCGCCGCCAGCAUCUUCCUCGUCCCACCGCCGGUAAUGGACAUGCUUUCGCCGAUGCGGUCAUUCAUUGACCGAGCACGCACUCGGGGUCGCACAACGAGAUUUGUGCUGCUGAGCGGAAGUCCAAUGGAGCCUGACAUUAACGGGUUCGCGAUGGGACGGCCGCAUGCGUAUCUGAAGGACCUCGGCGACAGGGGCGAAGUGGAAUGGGCUGCAUUGCGACCGACGUGGUUCCAGCAAAACUUUUCAGAGCAGGAGAAGCACCGCCUCACGAUUGUGAAGGAGAGCACCGUGUAUUCCGCCGCGGCAGAUGGCAAGAUUCCCUGGGUGGCCACGGAGGACAUUGCCGCCUGUGCAUUCCAGCUCCUCACGCAAGAGGACGCGCCGAAUGACGAGUAUCUCAUUCUUGGCCCCGAGCUGCUCGGCUACGACGAGGUCGCUAGCAUACUCUCCGACGUUCUGGGUCGAAAGAUUGUGCACAAACGCGUUUCGGCGCAGGAGCUGGCGGACCGUUACGUUGCUCAGGGCAUGCCGCGGGACUAUGCGGAGAUGAUGGGCGUGAUGGACACGGCCAUCAAGAACGGGAGCGAGAACCGGACGAACAGUGUUAUUCUCGCGGUGACGGGGAAGCAGCCAAGGAAGUUCCCUGUGCAUUGCUUUCACGACAUGGACUCUUCAUUCGUUGCGAUUGAGGACGAUGGGCUGGGGAAAGCCGCCGGCUGCGAGGACGGCCGGAGCACCGAGGAGACGGCGAACCCGCUGACAUACCCCAAGGCGGCCGAAGGCUUUAGUCAGGACCUCUUCAAGAAUCCGACGUCCGAGUAUCGAGGGUGCCCUUUGUGGUCAUGGAACACGAAGCUGGACAAGGACAAGCUCCUCCGGCAGAUUGACCAUCUCAAGGAGAUGGGCAUGGGCGGUUUCCAUAUGCAUGUCCGGACCGGACUGGAUACCGAAUACAUGGGUCCGGAGUUCAUGGACCGUGUUCGGGACUGCGUGGAGUAUGCGGAGAGCAAGGGAAUGCUCGCCUGUUUAUAUGAUGAUGAUCGGUGGCCAUCCGGCGUUGCUGGAGGCAAGGUUGUUAAGCAGUACCCAGAGCACAAGACGAAGCACAUUCUAUUCACACCAUAUCCAUAUGGUUCCGUUGAACUUGGCGGUGGUUGCGCCCCAAGUUCAGCACAAGCAUGUCGCAGUGAAGAAGGCUACCUCUUGGCGCGAUUCUCCAUCAUUCUCGAUGAGAAUGGCCGUCUGAAGUCGAACAAGAAGCUGGAGGAGGGUGAGGAUGCCGAGCCGGGUGGCCGGGUGUGGUAUGCAUAUGUCGAGAUCAACCCUCCGUCAUCUUGGUUCAAUGGCGAGACCUACAUCGACACGAUGAGCACCGAAGCCAUGAACCGGUUCUUGGAGAGCACUCAUGAGGUCUACAAAGACAAGAUUGGCGACAAGUUCGGCACCACGGUGCCCUGCAUCUUUACCGAUGAGCCUCAGGUGGCCAUCAAGACUCAGCUAUCUAGCCCGACUGGAGUAGAAGAUGUCUUUCUCCCAUGGACGGCCGAUCUCCCCGACACAUUCAGGCAGAUGUACGGAGAAGAUGCGGAUCUUGUGAGCAGUAUUCCAGAACUGCUCUGGGAUCUCCCGGGCGACACGCCAAGCUUGGCCCGCUACCGCUUCCACGACCACGUCAGCGAACGGUUCGUGACCUCGUUCCUCGACCUACUGGCAAACUGGUGCAGAAAGAACAAGAUCAUCCUCAACGGCCACAUGAUGGAAGAGCCCACCCUCCGGUCGCAGACCACCGCCCACGGCGAGGCAAUGCGAUGCUACCGAAACCAGACGCUCCCGGGCAUGGACCUGCUCAACGACUGGGUCGAGUACAACACGGCAAAGCAGUGCACCAGCGUGGCCCGCCAAAACGGCGUCCGCGGCGCCAUGAGCGAGAUCUACGGGUGCACGCACUGGUACUUCACCUUUGAAGGGCACAAGGGCUGCGGCGACUGGCACGCCGCCCUGGGCAUCACGUUCCGCGUGCAGCAUCUCAGCUGGGUCAGCAUGGCUGGCGAGGGCAAGCGCGACUAUCCUGCCAGCAUCGGGUACCAGAGCCCGUGGUACAAGGAGUACGGCUACGUCGAGGACCAUUUCGCUCGUGUUGGCGUUGCGUUGACCCGCGGCAAGGCUGUUACGCGUGUUGGUGUGAUUCACCCCAUCGAAAGCUUCUGGCUGUGCUUUGGUCCCAAUAAUAGCGGUGACGAGGAGAGUGGUCGUCGUGAUCAGGCCUUUGCGGAGCUGACAAAUUGGCUGCUUCACGGGCUGGUCGAUUUUGACUUCAUCUCGGAGAGUCUUCUACCGAACCAAAUCGGCGAGGACGUUUCGAGCCCUCUCAAGGUUGGCCAGUGCGAGUACGAUGUCGUGAUCUUGCCAAACUUGCGGACUAUUCGAUCGUCGACCUUUAAUGUUGUGAAGAAGUUCGCUGCGGCGGGCGGCACUGUCAUCAUUGCUGGUGAUGGCCCUGUUCUUAUUGAUGCUCAGGUUGCGCCACCGGAUCUCAGCCUGGACAUCGAGCCGUCAGUCAAGGUCGCUUGGGGCCAAGGCGAUGUUCUCUCUGCCUUGUCUCAGAACCGGGACUUGAAGAUCGACUUGAAGGAUUGGGGACCGACCGAUACCUUGCUCUAUCAGAUGCGUCAAGAUGGAGACGAAAGAUUUGUUUUUAUCUGCAACACGGACAGAAACAGCCCGUAUGACACGCUGGUCAAUAUCAAAGGCGAAUGGGACGUUGAAGUUUUGGAUACCUUUACCGGUGCAACGCAUCAUCACAAAGCUCGGUACGAAAGCGGGUGGACCAUCUUUGACCACAGGUUCGAAGGCUGUGCGAGCCUGCUGCUGAGGCUUUAUUCCGUACCAGGGGAAGAACUUUCCUUCGUCAGCAUCGAAGAGGCAGUGGCACUAGCUCCACCUAAACAGACUUCUGCGGAACUCAAGCUCGAUGAGGUCGUCCUCUCGGAGCCGAACGUGCUGAUGCUCGACUACGCGCUAUACAGAAUUGACGAUGAUCCGUGGGAAGACUCUGCACGACAGGAGAUUCUCAAGAUCGACAACGAAAUCCGAGCACGACUCCGCAUCCCUGCCAAAGGUUCCGCUUGGAAACAACCCUGGAGCGUACCCCAAUCGGAAAGGGCAGCCAAGGUCUACGUGGAUCUCAGAUUCGAGUUCGAUUCCAACGUGAUUGUCAAGACACCGUCCUAUCUCGCGAUGGAGAAUCCCGAAAACGCCAGGAUCACCAUCAACGGCCACAAACUGCCAGUCGACGCAAAGAGGCUCUCUUGGUGGGUCGAUGAGGAUAUCAAGACGAUUCCAGUCCCGAGCAGGACGAUACGAAAGGGCAAGAACGUUAUCGAGCUCAGUAUGCCUUUUGGCGUGUUAACCAAUCUCGAGAGGAUCUACUUGCUGGGCAGCUUCAGCGUCGAGCUGAAGAAUAACUUGCCCGUACUUUGCGAACGACGACAGAGUCUAGGCUGGGGCGAUGUGGUUACGCAAGGGCAUCCAUUUUAUGCUGGCAACGUCACCUACAACUGCAGCUUCUCGCUUAAGUCCCGAUCGAACGUGACUCUUUCGAUUCCACAGUUCGCGACGCCGGUCAUCAAAGUUCAAUGGAAGGAGAAGAGCGGGCAUAUUGCGUUACAGCCUAGAAAGCUGGAUCUCGGUGAGCUUGAUGCUGGGAAGCACGAGAUUGCCAUCACCGCCUUCGGUUAUAGGUAUAAUUCGUUUGGGCAUAUCCACCUGACGGAAGGUGUCUUUGGAUGCUGGCCUGACCUAUGGCGAAGUAAGUUUGCAAUUACCCCGGACGAUGAAGACGUUCUGACAUGCCUAUCAACAGCUGGUGGCUGGGCUUGGAGUGAGGAGUACUUGUUAAAGCCUACUGGAGUCUUGGAAAAGCCUUCCUUGAUCGUGGAAUCAAAGGCCGCUGAAGGGAGCGAAGAUUGGAUUGUCUUGGCCGAAUAG
Colletotrichum orchidophilum is the source of this 4200-nucleotide messenger RNA. RefSeq names its product glycoside hydrolase family 2. The coding region runs from base 1 to 4200 and encodes 1399 amino acids. The transcript has 6 exons. The record is from RefSeq and is a predicted model, not a curated record. NCBI's taxonomy places the organism in Eukaryota, Fungi, Ascomycota, Sordariomycetes, Glomerellales, Glomerellaceae.